UCCCUUCCCUCCACUUCCCGUGGCACUGCCUGCGGAGCGAGGCAUGGCGAGCCGGUCUUACCGCAUCAGCUCCGGCUACCAGGCCAGGAAUUUUAGCUCCUGCUCUGCCGUCAUGCCCAAGCCCGGGGCUCACAGUUGUGCCAGUGCCAUGGCUUACCGUGGAGGCAGCCCCGGGGGGCCAGGCUACAGGCGCCUCGGCGGCUUCGGCAGCCGGAGCCUGUGUGCAGUGGGAUCCCCUCGGAUCGCAGUGAGUUGCGCGCGCCCCUUACGCAGUGGGGGAAACUUCGGCUACAGAGCAGGGGGCCUUUGUGGGCCCAGCCCGCCCUGCAUCACCACUGUGACAGUCAACGAGAGCCUGCUCGCGCCCCUCAACCUGGAGCUAGACCCCAACGCGCAGUGCUUGAAGCAGGAGGAGAAAGAGCAGAUCAAGCAUCUCAACAACAAGUUUGCUGCCUUCAUCGACAAGGUGCGCUUCUUGGAGCAGCAGAACAAGCUGCUGGAGACCAAGUGGCAGUUCUACCAGGACCGCAAGUGCUGCGAGAGCAACCUGGAGCCGCUGUUCAGUGGCUACAAGGAGACGAGGAGGCGGGAGGCAGAGUGCGUGGAGGCCGACAGCGGGAGGCUGGCCUCAGAGCUCAACCACGUGCAGGAGGUGCUGGAGGGCUUCAAGAAGAGGUAUGAAGAAGAGGUGGUCCUCAGGGCCACAGCUGAGAACGAGUUCGUGGUGCUGAAGAAGGACAUAGACAGCGCCUACCUGCGCAAGGCAGACCUGGAGGCCAAUGUGGAGGCGCUGAAGGAGGAGAUGCACUUCCUGCAGGCCCUCUAUGAGGAGGAAAUCUACGUCCUUCAGUCACAAAUCUCUGAUACCUCGGUGGUGGUCAAGAUGGACAACAGUCGGGAGCUCAACAUGGACUCGGUUGUGGCCGAGAUCAAGGCUCAGUAUGACGAUGUGGCCAGCCGCAGCCGAGCCGAGGCUGAGUCCUGGUACCAAACCAAGUGUGAGGAGAUGAAGGCCACAGUGACUCAGCAGGGCGAGAACCUCCGAAGAACCAAGGAUGAGCUCAAUGACCUGAACCGCAUGAUCCAGAGGCUGACAGCGGAGGUGGAGAAUGCCAAGCAGCAGCGCCGCAAGCUGGAGGCCGCCGUGGCGCAGGCGGAGCAGCAGGGCGAGGCGGCCGUCAGCGACGCCCGCUGCAAGCUGGCCGGCCUGGAGGAGGCCCUGCAGAAGGCCAAGCAGGACAUGGCCUGCCUGCUCAAGGAGUACCAGGAGCUCAUGAACUCCAAGCUGGGCCUGGACGUGGAGAUCGCCACUUACCGCAAACUGCUGGAGGGCGAGGAGAGCCGGCUGUGUGAAGGCAUGGGCUCAGUCAAUAUCUGUGUCAGCCGUUCCCAGGGCGGUGUGGUCUGUGGGGACCUCAGUUCCACCAUCCCUUGUGGCCCAGGGGGCAUGGCCAUCAGCAGCAGUGCCCUGUGCUCCCCCUCUGUAGCAGGGGCCUGCUCCAGCGCAAGAUCUGUGCAGUUUGCAUAGUAGGGGUAGGGGUUGGGGGUUGGGACUCUGGAUGGAUGAAGUCUCAUAGGGGUAAGGGUAGGGACCAGGAGGAGGAAAGCUUUUCUCUUUCAGGCCCAAAUGUCAGUUUAGUAAUUUCCCCUUACUGGGAACCCAGACUGACUCUCCAGUUUCCUUCUUAUCAAAGUUGUGAUUUACUCUGAGUGCAAACCCUAGAUUUGGCAUUAUUGCCACUUUCAUUGAUUCCUUCCCCCUUGUGGUCCUGGAAAGGGAUUUAAAGGCUUUUUUUAUGUAAAAUGCUAAGUCUCUUUUGCCCACCUAACUUCAGGUUAGCCAUUUCCCAAGUACUGACUGUGUGCCAGGCUCUCUGGGAAGGGAGCCAGGGGGAGGGAUGGCAGUGUGCUGGCAGCCUCUGGGCUUUGCCCUUGAUGAGGGGCUGUGCAUGUCACCUCAGGGUUGAGGGGGCCUGUGGGGCAAGUUCAGCUGCGGCUCUGGGAGGCCCCUCACUUGAUCUGAGAGAUUGUAGGUUCCUAGAGUGUCCCCCAACUAUUCAUAUGUCAGGAUGGAAGGACUGGCGGAGGCUAAUCGGCUGAGAUUUUUAUUGUUGGUGGUUUGGAAUUUUAUUGUAUUUGGGUGAUUUUUUUAACAUGUGUGAUUAAAUGUGGAAGGCUAAAGGCUUCCUCCCGGUAACCAAGUUGAUGUCUGUAAUUGUCCUCCCACCUGCCCUCAUUCCUGACUGUUUUAGAGCUUCUCCAAGUGUGGUCCCCAGACCAGAGGCUGCAGCAGGGGCCUGGGGGGCAUAGAAAAACCUUCGAGUUCUUCUCCCUGGAAGUGCAGUCCUCCCGAUGCCUCUAGAAUGUGUCCCCAGGACCACAUUGGUCCUCUUGGACCUUGAGAGGACCAGAUUUUUCUUAGUUUAGUGGCCCCCUAGCCUCUGCUUCCUGGACCCAGAGGGUCUGCAUUCUGGGCACAUCAUGGUCUGGAUCCCACCAAGGGGUAAAAUCAGGUUCAAAGGACUUCCAGGCCUUCUGCGAGGAGGGGAGGGGGUCCCAC
Messenger RNA from Miniopterus natalensis, 2560 nucleotides. RefSeq names its product keratin, type II cuticular Hb5-like. Lineage: Eukaryota; Metazoa; Chordata; Mammalia; Chiroptera; Miniopteridae. Gene Ontology annotation, cellular component: keratin filament. Gene Ontology annotation, biological process: keratinization; intermediate filament organization. The record is from RefSeq and is a predicted model, not a curated record. Gene Ontology annotation, molecular function: structural constituent of skin epidermis.